Molecule: messenger RNA, 1398 nt
Organism: Venustampulla echinocandica
Lineage: Eukaryota; Fungi; Ascomycota; Leotiomycetes; Helotiales; Pleuroascaceae
Exons: 1
Coding region: 1-1398 (465 amino acids)
Source: RefSeq, a predicted model, not a curated record
AUGUCGCUGUCCGAGCCGCCGAGGACGUCCGCAGCUCCUCGACCUCCGGAUCAGAGGCACCCGUACCCUCCUCCUCCAGGCGAUAAAACCCGGCUCCCAAGAGAGCUUCAGACAACCUUGCCCCCAAUGUCAUCACUCCUGCCAACGCAUGAACGUACCGGGCCAGGACCAGCAGCGCAGAAACCCCCAUAUCCCCCACGACCGUUUCCAUUAGAACAAUCCAAUCACCCUCUAUGGCUCAGUGAGUUGGAUCCCGCCGAGCCUGUACGCCAUAUAUAUCACCCUGCACAACCGCCUCCGACCUCACACAGCUCUUUUUAUCGAGCCGAACCUUUCCUAGUGCCCACCUCACCUCUUCCGGAUUUGGAGGCUCCACGCCGAGUCAAGACACCAAUUCCCCAACGACGACAAAUUAGGAAGAUACUCCAAAGACGGCCUGAAUCACCAAAGGCUGCUGCAUUGGAUGGGGGUUCCUCAUCGUCGCCGCCCAUCGUAUCAAACGCGCCGUACAACAUCCCCCCUCCCCCGCCGACAAAAUCACAAACCGCAUCCAAGCUGCAGAAUAAGAAGCAACCACCGCAUAACAAUCCGACCUCCACAUCAUCUGAAUCUCAAACCUCCAAGUCCAUGCAGAUAUCAGGGUUAUUGAGCGACGGGCCCAGGUCUGCCCAUCCACCUCUUGUGUGCAAUGUUCAAGCUAACUCUGUCAGCCCUCGGCCUCCUAGUUCGCCACCCCGAUAUACCAUACGGAUGCGACAACAACCCAUUGCCGCACGCGCAUGCGGAUUUGGUGAAAGAGACCGCCGAGUAAUAGACCCACCUCCGAUCCUCCAGAUGACUAUCGAAGAUUCGACAGCAUCGCCUGACGAGAUGCGAGCAAUGCUACGGCAGCCAUGUGCUGUGGUCCAUUGCACGCUGUGGGAUCCGGUCGCCAAUAAGGAUGACACUGCCAUGCCAGGGACAACGGAUAAGAGGCAACAGAGGAGGCUGAUGGGCACGCUGGUAUCUUCUCCAUUUGUCGGAAAGGACGAAUAUGAUGUCGAGGGCUGCUUCUUUACCUUCCCCGAUCUAUCGGUUCGAACUCCAGGGACGUACAGUCUACGGUUUAGCUUGAUGAUCAUUGAUCCGCAACGGAUGCGCAUGGGACAUUCCGUACCGGUCAGUUGGGUAGUGUAUAGUGAUCCAUUUCACGUAUACAAUGCCAAAGACUUCGGUGGCAUGAGGGCGAGCACUGAGUUGACGAAGAAGCUUAAGCAUCAAGGGUGUCUUAUCAGCGUGAAGAAAGGAAAUGCCAAGUCGAGUUCUAGGGACGACGAUGAUGAUGAUGACGACGAUGAUGGGGAUGAAGAGGCCGAGGACAAGAAUUCAAAAAGACCAUCAAAACGCACCAAGAGAUGA